This is a messenger RNA of Strongylocentrotus purpuratus (purple sea urchin), 6536 nucleotides long. RefSeq lists its product as uncharacterized. NCBI's taxonomy places the organism in Eukaryota, Metazoa, Echinodermata, Echinoidea, Camarodonta, Strongylocentrotidae. The transcript has 7 exons. Gene Ontology annotation, molecular function: protein binding. The record is from RefSeq and is a predicted model, not a curated record. The coding region runs from base 470 to 4609 and encodes 1379 amino acids.
UUUACGUGGCCCAAUGAGGGCGCUCUCUUAAUAUCUGGAAAAUUUGACGAAGUCCACGUUAGAGGUAAUAAAUAGUAUCAGGAGUGUACGAAUACACAGUUCGUGUGACAAAAUUCUCCAGGAAUCGUCGCGCAUAAAUGAAUAACGCCCCCUUUCGGCAGUGAGUGACGUGUAGAGAUCUAGAUCGAUAUCGAGCGCCAAAACUCGUAUACCGUGCACGCGCAACCAAAAUACCAACGUGAUCGUGACAAUGUAGCCGCACCAAGUACGGCGCGCAAGUUCGCAAGAGGUGUGAGAAAUCUUCAAUUUCAGACUGUACAAAUGGCAGCAGAUGACUUAAAUGUGGCUACAGAGGAGAAAGUGCAGAUUCUUUUAUACUUUAUAGAUCUUUACAAGGACAGUAGCAUUUCGUACGAGGAACUCGUGGCAGUUGUUGUGGAGAUUUUAUUGCAAUUGUGAAGCCUAAAGUAUGUCUUCCAGGAGAAAAAGAUUUUCUCCGGCAGCCGAAGCAGAGCAUUUCUGUAGCCUGGGGAAGGACAAGAGUGGAUUUCAAAAACAAUAUAUAAAUGAUGUGAUCGGAUAUGGUCUUUUUACAUCAAUGACUUUCGAGAAGGGGAGCUUUCUCCUUGAAUAUAGAGGCGAGCGGUCUUUAGUUUCUGAUGAUGAGGAGAUGACCAGUGAAGACUCGUAUGUUUUUCACUUUAAACACUGUGGUGUAAAGUACAGAAUUGAUGCAUCAAGUGAAGGGAGCUGCUUGGCAAGAUACAUCAAUGAUGAAGAAACCAAGCCCAACUGCAGAAUGAAGAAACUUGUAUUCAACAAUGUUCCCCAUCUGUGUUUGUUUGCACUGACUGACAUCAAUCAAGGAGCUGAACUUAGAUACAACUAUGGAGAGGAUGACUACCCAUGGCGCAAGGUUGAUGUUACAACCAAGCCUGUUACAACCAAACCAACUAGUCUAGGUGAAACUAGUCCUUUGAACCUAGCUAUUAGACAUGGUGAGUUGUCUAAUGCUGCCACUCCGGAUCUUCAGCAUAAGGGAGAAAGGCAAAGUAGGAGUGUCCAUCACGAAGACAGUGAUCCAUGCAAACCCAGUAAAGCCCUCAGACGAGUUGAGUUUCCACAUGCCACCUCUACUUUUGCAGACACUGAGGCAUAUUCGGCUGGUAAAACAAGUCCCCAUCUGGAGGAAUGUCAACCACUUAAAUCCAGUCUCUCUGCCGAUGUUGAGCCAGCUGCCUCUGCCAGUCUAGGUGAAACAAGUCCCUUGGACCAAGCUGUUAGACAUGGUGAGUUGUCUAAUGCUGCCACUCCGGAUCUUCAGCAUGAGGGAGAAAGGCAAAGUAGGAGUGUCCAUCACGAAGACAGUGAUCCAUGCAAACCGAGUAAAGCCCUCAGACGAGUUGAGUUUCCACAUGCCACCUCUACUUUUGCAGACACUGAGGCAUAUUCGGCUGUUAAAUCAAGUCCCCAUCUGGAGGAAUGUCAACCACUUAAAUCCAGUCUCUCUGCCGAUGUUGAGCCAGCUGCCACUGCCAGUCUAGGUGAAACAAGUCCUUUGGACCAAGCUGUUAGACAUGGUGAGUUGUCUAAUGCUGCCACUCCGCAUCUUCAGCAUGAGGGAGAAAGGCAAAGUAGGAGUGUCCAUCACGAAGACAGUGAUCCAUGCAAACCCAGUAAAGCCCUCAGACAAGUUGAGUUUCCACAUGCCACCUCUACUUUUGCAGACACUGAGGCAUAUUCGGCUGGUAAAACAAGUCCCCAUCUGGAGGAAUGUCAACCACUUAAAUCCAGUCUCUCUGCCGAUGUUGAGCCAGCUGCCACUGCCAGUCUAGGUGAAACAAGUCCCUUGGACCAAGCUGUUAGACAUGGUGAGUUGUCUAAUGCUGCCACUCCGGAUCUUCAGCAUGAGGGAGAAAGGCAAAGUAGGAGUGUCCAUCACGAAGACAGUGAUCCAUGCAAACCCAGUAAAGCCCUCAGACAAGUUGAGUUUCCACAUGCCACCUCUACUUUUGCAGACACUGAGGCAUAUUCGGCUGGUAAAACAAGUCCCCAUCUGGAGGAAUGUCAACCACUUAAAUCCAGUCUCUCUGCCGAUGUUGAGCCAGCUGCCACUGCCAGUCUAGGUGAAACAAGUCCUUUGGACCAAGCUGUUAGACAUGGUGAAUUGUCUAAUGCUGCCACUCCGGAUCUUCAGCAUGAGGGAGAAAGGCAAAGUAGGAGUGUCCAUCACGAAGACAGUGAUCCAUGCAAACCCAGUAAAGCCCUCAGACGAGUUGAAAUUCUACAUGCCACCUCUACUUUUGCAGACACUGAGGCAUAUUCGGCUGGUAAUACAAGCUCCCAUCUGGAGGAAUGUCAACCACCUAAAUCCAGUCUAUUUGCCGGUGUUGAGCCACCAGUCACUGCAAGUCUGAGCAUGCAGACACUUCCAAUUGCCAGUAAUUGUUACAGUGCCAACCAAAUAGUGACGUCAUCUAAUGCCACAGCUGUGAUUAUUGACAGUGAUUCUGAAGAAUCAGAACCCGAUGAUCCCGAUUAUGUACAUGACCCUGAUUAUGUACCAGACUCUGCAAGUGAUGGUGAUGUUAGCUGUUCUGAUGACAUCUUGCAGAUUCCAGACACUAGACGCAGAAAAAAAAAUUCCCCCGUUGUUGAUAGUGAUGAUGGUAGUGUUGAGUUUGACUGUGAGCCUAGAGAAUCCAAUGGGGCAAACAAUCAACAGGCUGAAUCUUCCGAUUGUCAAAAUCCCAAGGUCUCCAGCUCUUCAUGUGAGCAAUCUGACAUUGAGGUCCUCUGCACAUCAAACGAAGAGGAAAGACGCAGGUGGGAUAAGCCACAGUUCUGUCCCUUUUGUUUGGUGGGGCAAAAGAAGUUGCCUCGACAUCUUACUACAGAGCACAAAUAUGAACCACAGGUCAAUGAAUGGCUUGGAACAAAAGAGCCAAAGAAACGUGCAAAGCUCCUGACGCUCAUGAGGAAUUACGGGAAUUUUCUCCAUAAUCAUAAAGUUCUAGAGGAGGGAAAAGGUACACUCAUAGUUGUUUAUCGGCCAAAAUACAAGGCUAAUGCUCGAGACUAUUUGCCUUGCACAAGAUGCUACGGCUACUUUGCGAAAAGUGACCUGUGGAAACACAAAUGCAGCCAGGCAACUGAUGAAUCAGAUGCUACUGAUGAACCCGUUAAAAAGAAACGAAGGACUGGACUUGCAAAGGCAAGUAGAAUGAUGCUGCCUAUCACUCCUGGAGUAAGCAAGAGAACACAUGAAAUUUUAGCCACCAUGAAGGAUGACAACAUAGCUAGGGUGGUCAGGUCGGACAGGCUAAUACAAUUGUUUGGUGAAAAGCUGACUCUGAAGCAUGGACACACCAGGGACCAGGAGGGGUAUAUUAGGCAGCGAUUACGUGAGCUGGCACGGAUGUUGUUUGAAUAUAGAAUUCUCACAGAGCAGCCAAAUGCUCAAAUGGAAGACCUUAUAUGCCCAAAGAAAUUCCAUGACGUAGUUAAGGCUACAAGACAAGCUUCAGGAUUCAAUGGAGACGAUAACAUCUACACAACUCCAAGCCUGGCUCUAAAGAUUGGGCACAGUCUAAAGACAUGCACUGAGAUACUUCGAGGGGAAGCUCUUGUGUCUGGUGAUGAAGCGGUUGAAAAGAAAUCCAGAGCAGUUGCUGAAUUGUACAGUUUGCACUGGGAGGGGGAGGUGAGCCACCACGCUCUGAGAACCCUUGAAGAAGCCAAACGCAACAACCCCAAGAUACUCCCAUUGACAGAAGAUGUUGUGAAGCUAUCUAGGUACCUUCAAAACCAGGCAAAGACAAAUCAUGAAGAGCUACUGAGGUCGUCUGGGUCUGAAAUGCAGAAAGCAUGGGUGAAAUUAGCUGAAGUCCUGCUGUCUCAAGUAAUCGUCUUCAACAGAAAACGAUCAGGCGAGGUGUCAAGAAUGACACUGAAUGAUUACAACAAAUGUGCUAGAGGGGAGACAUGUAUAGUAGAUGGGGCCCUGUCUGUAGUUGAGAAGGCACUGUGUAAGGCACUAUGGAGAGUAGAAAUAAUUGGGAAACGUUCCCGCACUGUUCCUAUUCUCUUAACCACCAAAAUGAAGGCAGAUCUUGACACUCUAACUGAAUGUAGAAAAGAGGCAGGCUUAGAUCACAACAAGUACCUGUUUGGUAUGCCGGGAGGUUCUGGUCAUCUGCGUGGAACAGACACUCUUCGAAAUCAUUCAGCAAGGUGCGAAGCAAAAAACCCGGAACUUCUGCGAGCUACCAGACUUCGGAAACACAUAGCUACAGUAUCUCAAGUAAUGAACUUGCAGGACAACGAGCUGGACAUACUCGCAGGCUUUCUUGGACAUGACGUACGGACACAUCGAGAGUAUUACCGCCUACCAGACUCAACUCUGCAGGUAGCUAAACUCUCCAAAGUACUGCUGAAGAUGGAGAGUGGGGACAUCAGUGGUCUAGCUGGAAAGAGCCUGAAGGAUGUGCAUGUGGGAUCUGAUGAGGAGUGCCUGUGCAGUUCUGAUGAUGGAAGUGAAGCAAGUGAUAGUGAAUCCGAGUUGUGCACACCCGUGGUAGAGGAUAAAGGUAAGAUUAGAGAAUUCUAAGAACUUCAUGAGCAUUUUAGCAAUUUAAUGUAAAUUUACUGAGUAGUGAGAAAAGAGCUUGUUACAUGUACUGAAAUGCUUGCCUGUUUAUCUUUAUUACCUCCACCAAUGGAGGAGGUUAUGUUUUUUGUUACGGUUGGUUUGUGUUCGUUCGUUCGGUAGUUAUUUAGUUAGUUUGUCCUUGUGCAAAAUAACUCCAAAAGUAGUUAACGGAUUGAGAUGAAACUUGCAGGAAAGGUUGGGAAUGACAAAAAUACCAAUCUAUUGAAGCUAAAAUUUAGUUUUUAGUAAACCUCAAAAAAACAUCAGCAUUUCCUAUGAAACCAAGUAAAUUAUAUGCUGUGUUACCAUAUAUGAUAUAUUGCAGUCUAACACUUGUUUUAAGCAAUACCAAAACCAAAUUUGGAGACAAAAAUACAGCACUCUGAAUCCAUCAGUUUCCGCAGCUCAAAUAAUUUUCUGGAAUUUAUUGCCUUUUCCUGGAAUCUUCAAUACUUGACAUUCCUGUGAUAAAUGAUGAUCAAUAAGCCUCAUAAUGACUCUGCUAGUGUAUGCACUUAUUUCAAAAUCACAAAAAAAGGCUUCUUUGCGUGAGCAACGUUCUGGACGAGAAAUAGGUGCCACUUUUGGUGUAGUCUGGUUGUCUGCUUCUUCUUCGCCAUUUCUUGCCCGAUUUCAAUUCCGUUUUUGCUUAAAGACUGGCUCCACUCAAGAAAAAUCUUGUUUUUAAUGAAGCAGAAAAAUGAGACGAACAGAUUAAAAAAAGUUUGAAGCAAAUCGAACAAUGAAUAACAGAGUUAUGGCUACUUUAAAGGGGAGGUCUAUGCGAUAAUUUACUUUAAAAUUAAUAUAGGGCAAAAAUCAAGCUUUCAGAAAAUGUCUUACUUGACUCUGUAGACCCAUGAAUAAAGGAGUAAUCACUGGAAAAUCGAUAUAAGCAAAAGUUCUCGCACGAGCCAGUUUUACCCGAAAUGCAUUACGCUACACUGUCCGCAUGACGUCAGUGUCGCACUUUUGUUGAGCAAGCAGUCAGAAAUCCCACGGCUUGAGGUUCAAACACCAAUAUUUCUACAUUUUUACAUCAAAAUUGUCAGCUCAAAUAUCUUGAAUCAAUUGAGCAUAUAUCACCCUAUGUGUCAAGGGUUUCAGAAUCGGAAAAGUGGUCAUUUUCCCCAAGAACUCAUAAAAUUUGUGCAGCUAUACCCUUGAAACAAAAGUCACAGCAAUAUCUUGCAUACAGCCAAUGGAGAAAGUUCGCACAUGUGCAGUCUUAGUGCGACAAUGACAUCACAUGGCCAUCGCACUUUGGCAAUGCGAGAACUAUUUUAGAAAUACAGUCAACUCUGCCUAAGUCGAACUUGUCUAUGUCGAAUAAUUGCCUAAGUCGAAAUAAAUUUCUGGACCAAAUGACAACAAACCUGUGUUAUUUACUUCUUCUAAGUCGAAAUUCGCGUAAGUCGAACAAAUUUUUGUGGUCCCAAGAGAUUCGACUUAGGCGGAGUUACCUGUAAUUACAAUUACAAAAUUGGAGCUUAAAAAUCACAAAAGUAACGCCCGUGGAUGAAAGUGGUAUCAGAAUGCUCCUUGAUUUUCAAGCCGUAAAAUAGAUUUUUUAGGAAAUCGUCUAGACUUCCCCUUUAAUGAUAUUGAAAAAUCUAUUUUGACAGUGAUUUCUCACGCAAAUUGGCAACCUUUGGUCACGUGUGAUGACGUACAUCAUGCACUACUUGAAUGUUAGCUUAUGGUAUCUUAUUAUCAUCAUCAUUGCUUUUAGCAAUCCGUUUUAAUUAUUAAACACAAACUCACUUUUCUUAUUGACGUCUUCAUGAAGGUCAAAUCCAUCAGUGAACGUAACUUUAGCUAAUAAAUUCCAUGUAGAAAAAUAAAAGGUAUUAUGUUUGGAUUUAUAAUAUUUAAUAUAAUACAU